Messenger RNA from Paramecium tetraurelia, 1914 nucleotides. RefSeq lists its product as uncharacterized. The record is from RefSeq and is a predicted model, not a curated record. The transcript has 3 exons. NCBI's taxonomy places the organism in Eukaryota, Ciliophora, Oligohymenophorea, Peniculida, Parameciidae.
AUGAGUGGAUAAAUUUCUUCUUCUGAAUCAGAGGAAACCUCGUUUAUAUAAACUGAAUAAGAACGAAUUCUCAAGAGUUCCAAUAUUUUCAAGUAGAAAGAAUAAUGCAACAACAUUUGUGCGAAGCAUCCAAACAAAAAAGCAAAAUAUUAUGUUCAAUCUGAUAACAGCAGAUUAUUUUGUUCAAAAUGCGCUUUGAAUUUGGCCUUGAAGGGAUUAAAAAUAGAGGAAACCUUAGAGAAGCAACCAGAAAUUUAUAGAUAAUAAAGAAUAUAGAGAUUUUAAGAAUAGUUAAGUGAGGUUUUGAAAUAAUGCUCAAAUAAACUCUUUUAGUUAAGAAACAUAGAGAUGAAUUCGUCAAAGCAAUUAAUGGAAUAAAAAGAGAACUGUCAAAAGUUCUUUGAAUCUGUUAUCAAUACUGCAAAUUAAUUGAAACUUACGUAUUUGUCUAAAUUUGAAACUGAUCACAUUACUUAGUUGAAUUAAAUCACAGAGAAAAUAAGUUUAGUUUAAUAAAUUGAUACUUAAUUGAAAUAAUAUGAAAUUGAUAUAUCUAAGAAUCAUGAGAACAUAGUGAAACACAUGGAAAUGAAACCAUUUGAAGAUAUAAUGAAUAGAUAUGAAAAAAGAGUUUCAUAAACAAAAGAAUAACUUCAAGAAUUCAAUUAGGAAUAUUUCCAAAAAUCAAUUAAAUUUGAGAAUAAUCAAAUAUUAGCUGACAUGAAUAAGAUGUGUUAUAAUUUAUUACUGAAAAGCGAAGACUCCUCUGAGUAAGCACCCAAACAAAUCAAACUUGAAACUAGUCCAAAAAUAUUACAAAAAACCACUAAUUCCCCUGUGGAUAUGAAAGUCUUUGAAUUAUUGGAAGGUGAAGACAUUUACUAAAGUACUUGCUCAAAUCCAAUUAAGGAUCACAUAUAAUCACCAGUUAAAAUAUCAACUCAACUAUAACAAUAGUAAAAAUCAAAAGUGAAUACAUAUUCUAAUCCAGGAUCUACUAUACAGAAUUCAAGAAGGGAGAGUAAUGCUAAUACUCCAGAAAGCUGGCAAUUCAAGGCCUGUUUAGAUAGGAAAAAUCAUUAAGUGACUCCAAAUGAUAGAGAAAGCUUCAAACACAAUAUCAGUGUGGGAGAUUAAACCAGUAAUGUUUAAUAUCUCAACAACUAAUUUGAAUUAAAUGAAAGGCAUUUCAAUUAACAAAAUGAGAAGUAAAAAACUAUAAUUGAAGGGGAGAGACUAGAUGAAAAGUCAAAUUAAUUAUUAAUCAAUAACAUUAAUUAGUUAUAUAUCUAAAAAUAAACAAAGGAUACUGAGAGAAAAAGUGUGGAAGAUCGAGAAUUUACACCGAAACAUCAGAAGAACUUAACAACUGCAAUUCCAUAAACUUUUAAGUUAUUGACCAAUCAUGCAAGUCAAAAAUCUUAAUAUCAGUAUCCUUUAGUAAAUAACAACUUAUUAGAAUAAAAGAGCUAAAAAGAAUUUUCUAAAACUAAUUAUGAUUCAUAACCAUAAUAGAAAUCUCUGACUCCCCUUCAUUAGGAACCCUAGUCAAGGAUGAAUAAUCAAUAGAAUCAUAAAUAGGAUAACCGCAGAUCCAAUUCAAAAUAACCUAAAUAGCCUUCUUUAGAUUAAAUAGAUGGAAAGCGACAAUUUAUACUUGCAAAUAUGAACAUCUAAUAGUAAUACACUUCGUAACCUACUGCAAGUGAAGACACUUUGAAAGAUAGGAUUCUAAAGGAGUUAUGCAGUCAUCCCGGAGAAUCGGUUUAUAAUCAGGUGUUAAAAUUGAAUUGCUAAUAAAAAUUGAAGAAUUAAAAAUAAAUAUCUAAAGAGAACUUUGAAUAGUCAACAACAGUUAGAAUGAAAAAUGCGAAUGGAUACUUGUGCAUUAAAAAGCAAUCUUAUUAAUAAUGA